AAUGGAAGUUUUUAAAUAAACAUGUGAUAUAGUAAUUUUAGAUUUAUUAGUUUCAUUGCAAUCGUUUAUACGUCUUUUUUACAUUGAUGAAGUAACUAAAAUUUUUUCAUCAAAUGAUUUGGAAUUACUAUCGAUACUUUAAUGUAAUUAUAAAAUAUUAAUUGUUUAUACUAGUGUUUUCUAAAGUAGAAUGCAUGACUUCUACAGGGGACGCCAUGUAAUCUAAAAAGGCGCGAAAAUUUACAAUCUAGAAAAUUGUGAAUAACUUCUAUUUACAUUUAUCUUGCAUCAUUAAGUUUAUUAAAUUUCAAUUUCUUCUUAUCAUUGGGAAAUAUCUGUAUAGAUAUACAUUCAUGAUUGCAAUUGUCUCUUUUUUAAGGGGCUCUUUGUAAACAGUUCGAAAACCGUCGAUUUACAUGGUAUCACAUGACAUUUAGCAUCAGUAGUUGUGACCGGUUGUAACAUCGUAGUUUUGGCAUAAAAUAGUGUUUACACACAACAUUCAACGCCUGACUUUAACAUACUUGUUGAUUAUAUGCAACUAAAAGCGCCUACUUUAUUUUGGAUUUUCGUUGCAUUGUUUUCUAAAUAUUUAUAAUAUGUCCGCUACCGAGAACUUGCGACGAUCUACUCGAAUACAAAUUCGCAUUAAAGAAGGGAAACAUAAAAAAUAUACGGAGUUAGAUGAAGGGAAUGAACCUACCCUCCAGACGCUUAUAACGAAAGAAGAAUUAGAAAAUAUUGAAGAGAUUGCACAAAAACCAGUUGAAUUGUUUUCCAGCAAUGAUGUCAGUGGUGCAACAUUAUAUGGAUUCCAAACUCCUAGUAAAAAAAAUGCUAUGUCGGAAAAGGCAAAUUUAUGUCGUACACCAGUUACUUCAAAAAAAGGAAAAGAACUUAUACCAAUAGUUUCUCUUGAAAGGCUAAAUGAGGAUACAAGGGGAUCAUUAAAAACAAAUAAUAAAAAUUCUCAUGCAAAAGCUCCAGUUACUCGAAGAAGAUAUAUGCCUGACCUAACUUCUAGCGAAAGUGAAAGCGUUUCUGAGCCUAGCGAUUUUGUACCAUCUGAUGAGGAUACAGAUGAUGAGAAUAGUGGAAGCCUGAGUUCUGAUAAUAGUAAUGAUGAAAUUAAACCAAAAGGUGCAAAACAGAAAUUUAUGUUUCACUCAAAUUUAUUGAGCACACCGAAAAGAACAUGUAGCAAAAAUAAGCCUGCAGUUAUUCAUAAAGAUUUUCAUAUAAAAAGUGAUGAAUAUUUCGAAACUCAAUCAGAAAAAGUAAUUACAUCCGAUCGAACGUUAGAGCGCCUACAUAAUUCUCGGUUAACAAAGAAAAAGCUAGAAGAAUUAUUAGCAAGUCAAAAUGAUGUAUCUAUGCAACAUAAGAAAAAUAUUUACUCGUUAACUGAAAGCUAUACUACAUUAUUUCCUAUGUGGUACUUUAUCAUGGAACAAGGGUAUACAGUAUUGCUAUAUGGUUUAGGAUCGAAAAGAUGUUUAAUUAAUAAUUUCCAUAAAGGUAUAUCUUAUCAUCCAUCAUUAAUAGUGAAUGGAUUCUUUCCCAGUCUGACUGUGAAAGAUAUAUUGAAUGGUAUAAUUAAUGAUUUAUUGGAGUUAAGUUGUCCCGCUAAUACGAGCGAAUGUAUAGAUCUUAUAGAAAGAAAAAUGAAGAAAAAUCCGAAAGAUAGGCUGUACCUAUUAAUACAUAACAUAGAUGGUAUAAUGUUACGAUCAAAUAAAGCUCAAGAUAUACUCUCUUGUCUUGCAAGCAUACCAAAUGUUUGUGUCUUGGCGUCAGUCGAUCAUGUCAAUACACCGUUGUUAUGGGAUCACAUAAAACGUUCAAAAUAUAAUUUCUUUUGGUGGGACACAACCACAUUUUUGUCUUACCAAGAAGAAACAUCUUACGAAAGUUCGCUCUUAGUGCAACAAAGUGGUGCACUUGCUUUGUCAUCUCUUCAUAACGUUUUCCUUUCUUUAACUUCGAAUGCUAAGUCAGUCUACAUACUUCUUGCAAAAUAUCAACUUAGCAACAGCAGCAAUGCUAAUUUUACUGGAAUGGCAUUCAAAGAUCUUUAUCGAGCCGCACGCGAAGGAUUUCUUGUAAGUUCAGAUUUAGCAUUGAGAGCACAAUUGACUGAAUUUAUCGAUCACAAAUUAGUGAAGGUAAAACGUAACAUCGAUAGCGUGGAACAUCUUGUAAUUCCUUUAACCAAUGGACUUUUGAAACAAUUUCUCGAAGAGCACGAGCCGUGAUAGUUGUAUAUAUUAAGAUAAGAACGUGCAUUUAUUUUGCACUGGGCACGGUAAAUUACGUGGCGGCCCUGAGCCUAUCUCAGAGUCGCCAUUUUGGAGUGUGCGCAGAUUCGGCAGUAUUCAAAGUCAAUUUUCUCAAGUAGGAAGCUGAAUCACCUUGGCGCAUUUUAGUCUCAUCUAUACGAAUAAAUUAAUUUGUAGAGAUGUGUAUUGUUAUAAUUUUGUUUUGUUUUCUCUCAAUUUUGGAUAUUUCUCUCUAUCUAUUAAUACCAAAGUCCAAACAUAUAUUUUCAUUAUUUCGUCAUAAAGCCAGAACGACUCGACGUAUUUCCGUAACAUUUUGUACAUUUAUAGGCAUAUUUUCAACUUGGAGAAUAAGUUGAUUAAUUACUUAUUUCGAUCGAACAGUUGUAUUUUUACUUAUUUAAUGCAAA
Hylaeus volcanicus is the source of this 2689-nucleotide messenger RNA. RefSeq names its product origin recognition complex subunit 2 (gene Orc2). Lineage: Eukaryota; Metazoa; Arthropoda; Insecta; Hymenoptera; Colletidae. Gene Ontology annotation, biological process: DNA replication. Gene Ontology annotation, cellular component: nuclear origin of replication recognition complex; nucleus. The transcript has 10 exons. The record is from RefSeq and is a predicted model, not a curated record. The coding region runs from base 600 to 2255 and encodes 551 amino acids. Gene Ontology annotation, molecular function: DNA replication origin binding.